AUGACAAUUCUGGUGAUUACAAAAGUGAUAUGCUUGUUUAACGCUGACGAUGGUUCUUCAGUUUCAGUUGAUGUCUAUACGAUUGGGCCAAAUUCAUGGAAAAGCACUCAAGUCCUCCCUUAUGUGAUAUGUACAAUGGAAGAGUCUGGAGUGCUUGUUAAUGGACUUUUUCAUUGGCUAGGUUACAGGACUGAAAAUUUCUCUGCUGCUAUAAUCUCUUUGGAUAUCAGCAGUGAGAAAUUCGAAGCAUUGCAACCACCAAAAGUACCUAUAGAGAAAAAGCAAUGGGAGUUGAGUGUUGGAGUGUUGAAAGACUUCCUUUCUGUACUUUGUUGUGGUGUUAAUGUUGAAGUACGGGUGAUGCAGGAUUAUGGAGUUCAGGAAUCUUGGACCAAACAUUAUACUAUAACCCAUGAGGGAAUUCUGAGAGACUGUACCUGGAGGCUCAUGUGGUCUUUCAGCAGUGGUGAGAUUCUAUUUGGGAUCGGUGAUUGUUAUCUUGCUGAUCUGGUUCUGUAUGACCCAAACGACGGAAGUGCUAGAAAACCAAAUAUGCAUGUAGAGAACCAAAUAUUCGCAUUUCAGGAUGGGAUGAGUACAAUUGUCUUGAAAGCUUAG
Messenger RNA from Papaver somniferum (opium poppy), 618 nucleotides. RefSeq lists its product as uncharacterized. The record is from RefSeq and is a predicted model, not a curated record. The transcript has a single exon. NCBI's taxonomy places the organism in Eukaryota, Viridiplantae, Streptophyta, Magnoliopsida, Ranunculales, Papaveraceae. The coding region runs from base 1 to 618 and encodes 205 amino acids.